This is a messenger RNA of Cherax quadricarinatus, 1251 nucleotides long. Its product is annotated as pro-resilin-like. Gene Ontology annotation, cellular component: extracellular region. Gene Ontology annotation, molecular function: chitin binding. The record is from RefSeq and is a predicted model, not a curated record. NCBI's taxonomy places the organism in Eukaryota, Metazoa, Arthropoda, Malacostraca, Decapoda, Parastacidae.
CGAACUUCAGCACUUCCUUUCUAUAUGUCUUAUGAUCAGUAUUUCUCUUUCUAGUUCAUCUUUCUGCUGGUAGAUAGAUAGCCAUGAAGGUUUUCUUCUUCAUCGGUGAAUAUAACUAAACUUUCGGUGUAGGAUGAUGUUCGUUUUAAACUUAUUUUGAAGGACAGAGAUAAUAUGGCAAAAUUAUUACAAGCUUUAACAAUUAUAAUUAAAGUUGUAUAUACAUUUUCUACAGCUUUGCUGGGUGUAUCCAUCGCUGACCAGCGUCCUCCCACAAGUUACGGAGCACCAAAUGGAGGUUUCGGUGCCUCAAAUGGAGCUCCAAGCAAUGGGUACACGACUCCAGGAAGCAAUGGCUUUGGAGCGUCCCCAAGUAAUGGAAAUGGUGCCCCUACAAACAACGGUUACGGUUUAUCGUCAAGCAAUGGGUUCGCAGUUGCUCCAAGCAAUGGUUAUGGAGCUCCCCCAACUAAUAGGUAUGGUCCCCCAACAGGUUCUUAUGGACUAGAUCCGGAGCUGGUUGCUCUGCAGGACAACAUCCCAGGAGGUGGUGUCCCCGGUGAAGACUACCCAGUCUUGUCUUCUCCACCAGACACUGGCUUCUCUUGUGAUGACCAGGCAGUGGCUGGUUAUUACGCUGACACUGCCCCUGAUGCCGGCUGCCAGGUGUUCCACAUUUGCCAGGACCGUGCCCUCAGACGCCAGAAGGACUCAUUCCUGUGCCCCAACGGUACCAUCUUCAACCAACAGUACCUGGUGUGUGACUGGUGGUUCAACGUGGACUGUUCUCAGGCUGAAAACUUCUACUCCGUCAACGAACAGAUUGGCGUCGUCCCCAGUGCUGGCUAUGGUUAUGGUCCUAGCACCAACGGCAUUGCCAAAGGAAUUGGUAAUGGGAAUGGUAAUGAUUAUAAUAACGGCAAUGGAUCCAAUGGUAAUGGAAGAAAAGAAAAUAUCACGAAUGGCAAUGGCAGGAAUGGAAGCAAUAGUUAUGGAUUCAAUGGAAAUGGAAGGAACAGAUACGGCGGUAAUGGUGCCAGUAGUAAUGGUAGAAGUGGAAGCAACGAAUACGGAUCCAAUGGAAAUGGAAGCAACGAAUAUGGAUCUAAUGGAAAUGGAAGCAACGAAUAUGGAUCUAAUGGAAAUGGAAGCACCGAAUAUGGGUCCAAUGGAAAUGGAAAGAACGGAAACGGUUAUGAGAGCUUUUCUGAUGAUUAUGACAGCAAUGAAAGUGGCGUAAGCAAUGAAUAG